This is a messenger RNA of Nannospalax galili (Upper Galilee mountains blind mole rat), 927 nucleotides long. Its product is annotated as olfactory receptor 8K3-like. The transcript has a single exon. Gene Ontology annotation, molecular function: odorant binding; G protein-coupled receptor activity; olfactory receptor activity. Gene Ontology annotation, biological process: G protein-coupled receptor signaling pathway; sensory perception of smell. Bases 1 to 927 code for a protein of 308 amino acids. Lineage: Eukaryota; Metazoa; Chordata; Mammalia; Rodentia; Spalacidae. The record is from RefSeq and is a predicted model, not a curated record. Gene Ontology annotation, cellular component: membrane.
AUGGAGAAAUACAGUUUGACAGUGGUGACUGAAUUCAUCCUGAUGGGCAUCGCUGACCGCCCUGAGCUGCAGGCCCCAUUAUUUAGGCUGUUACCCUUCAUCUAUCUGAUCUCAACGGUGGCCAACUUAGGCAUGAUCGUCCUCUCCACGGUGGACUGCCGGCUGCAAACCCCCAUGUACUUCUUUCUCAGACACCUGGCUCUCACAGAUCUUGGUUAUUCUACAUCUGUGGGACCCAAAAUAUUAGUAAAUUUUGUUGUGGAUCAAAAUACAAUAUCCUUUAAACUUUGUGUAGCACAGCUAGCUGUCUUUCUUGUGUUCAUUGCUUGUGAACUGUUUCUUCUCUCUGCGAUGUCUUAUGAUCGCAAUGUGGCCAUUUGUAACCCUCUGCUCUAUACUUUCAUCAGGUCUCAAAGAUUAUGUCAGGUGAUGGUGGCAAUUCCUUAUCUCUAUAGUACAUUUGUGGCUCUUUUAGUCACCAUAAAGAUUUUCACCUUAUCCUUUUGUGGGUAUAAUGUCAUUAACCACUUCUAUUGUGACAGCAUCCCCUUAUUACCACUGAUCUGCUCAGACACUCAGGAAAUAGAAGUGAUCAUUCUGAUCUUGGCUGCUUUUAAUUUGAUGUCCUCUCUCCUGGUCGACCUUGUGUUCUACCUGCUCAUCCUCAUAGAUGUUCUCAGGAUGAACUCUGCUGAGGGCAGGCGCAAGGCUUUCUCCACCUGUGGGUCCCACCUCUCAGUGGUCACAGUCUUCUAUGGGACUUUAUUAUUUAUGUACAUGCAGCCUAAAUCAAGUCACUCCUUUUAUACCAUGGUUAUCCCCAUGUUGAAUCCCUUGAUGUAUAGUUUGAGAAAUAAAGAUGUAAAAUGUGCCCUACAAAGGACAUGGAAAAAGAUAUGUGUUUUUCUGCCUUACAAGCUGCAUUGA